Molecule: messenger RNA, 456 nt
Organism: Talaromyces rugulosus
Lineage: Eukaryota; Fungi; Ascomycota; Eurotiomycetes; Eurotiales; Trichocomaceae
Exons: 1
Coding region: 1-456 (151 amino acids)
Source: RefSeq, a predicted model, not a curated record
AUGACCGACAUCUCUAGUAUCCGCGAGAUGGUAUUCAAGGAAAAUGCGAAACGAAUAGUCAUGAAAAUGAAGACGAGAUGCUUGAAUCCCGAUGACUACGCAAACUCAGCGAAAACAAUACUCAACGACAUUUUCCCUAAUUGGGAGAGCGACAACCGGAUUCUUUUUCUUGCGGUGGAAGUGUUUGAAGAGCGCGCCUUUAUGGCCUUUGAUAUCAACCAUCAUGACUAUGACUUCCGCACCGCGCACCAAGACAAGUCACCUCUUCCUGUCUACGUGCUUAAGCGAGUUCAUAAAGGGCGAAACUGGGAUCUUAUUCGAUUGCCCCGCGACGAUACCAUCAUUUGUACGAGAUUAGCAGAGCUCCACCGAGCCCACGGUUACGACGUCGAGCUGCCUAUUGUCGAAGACCACACCUCGGUCAUUGUACACGCCAAUCCCCGGUCGCCAGUCUAA